CAUAAAUGUCCUGGUAUAUGAAGUAACUUCCUUUUCCGCUGUAGGUUCAGCACCAUGAAGGCUAAAGGAGAGUUACAAGAGUACAAGGUGAUAGGCCGCGGCCUUCCAUCUGAAAAGAACAGGACACCGUCCCUGUAUCAGAUGAGAAUCUUUGCCCCAGAUAAAGCUGUGGCAAAAAGUAGAUUCUGGUACUUUUUGAGUCAGUUGAGAAAGUUAAAGAAAGCCACUGGUGAAAUUGUCAGCUGUAGCAGGAUUAUGGAGAAGAAACCAUUAAAGAUCAAGAACUUCGGAAUCUGGCUACGCUACAACUCUCGUAGUGGCACACAUAACAUGUACAGAGAGUACCGUGAUUUGACCUGUGGCAAAGCUGUAACUCAAUGCUACCGUGAUAUGGGAGCACGUCACAGAGCCAGGGCCCACUCUAUUCACAUUAUUAAGGUUGAGGAAAUAGCUGCUAACAAAUGCAGAAGACCAAGUACAAAGCAGUUCCAUGAUCACAAGAUCAAGUUCCCCUUGACUAGCAGGGUUCACAGGAAACUGCAUGCACCUCGUUUUACUGCCAGCAGGCCACACACCACUUUUUAAUUCUGGUUAAUAAAAGGCACUGUAAUAUU
Messenger RNA from Physella acuta, 614 nucleotides. Its product is annotated as large ribosomal subunit protein eL20. Gene Ontology annotation, biological process: translation. Gene Ontology annotation, cellular component: ribosome. Lineage: Eukaryota; Metazoa; Mollusca; Gastropoda; Physidae. Gene Ontology annotation, molecular function: structural constituent of ribosome. The record is from RefSeq and is a predicted model, not a curated record.